GUUUGAUUGAUUUCUCAGAGUCUCCAUUGUUUCCCGUACAAGGAAGCUCUAACUUUAGAUUCGAAGUUUUCAUCACGCUUCUUCGGGUUAGUUUUCUUGGCUUUGGUGUGGAUCUGUUGUGAAACUUCUUAGUCAUAGAGAGAUGUACAAUAAUAAUAACAUGGGACCUCAACCAGGGAUGCCAAGACCUCCUGGAAACCCCCAGCCCGGUCCGUUUGGGAAUCCCUUCACUGGACCUGCCUCGGGCUUUAUCCGUGGCGGGUUGGGUGCGUACGGGGAGAGGAUUCUAGGAUCAAGCUCUGAGUAUGUGCAGAGCAAUAUUACUCGUUACUUCUCUGAUCCCCAAUACUACUUCCAAGUGAAUGAUCAAUAUGUGAGGAACAAACUCAAGGUUGUGCUCUUUCCUUUCCUUCACCGGGGACACUGGGCCAGAAUCUCCGAACCAGUUGGGGGUAGGCUCUCAUACAAGCCUCCCAUCUAUGAUAUCAAUGCGCCUGACUUGUACAUUCCCUUUAUGGCAUUUGGUACAUACCUUGUUCUUGCUGGCCUUUCUUUGGGACUUAACGGAAAGUUUUCACCGGAAGCUUUGAAUUGGCUGUUUGUGAAAGGAUUGGUUGGUUGGUUUUUGCAAGUGAUGCUCCUGAAGGUAACGCUUUUGUCACUUGGUAGCGCUGAGGCGCCUUUGCUAGACAUUGUGGCUUAUGGAGGCUAUGCUUUUGCUGGUCUGUGUCUUGCGGGUUUUGCUAAGAUCAUGUGGGGAUACUCGUAUUACGCUUUGAUGCCAUGGACGUGCUUGUGCACUGGGGUUUUCUUGGUGAAGACGAUGAAACGUGUUCUGUUUGCUGAGGUAAGAAGUUAUGAUUCGAGCAGACAUCAUUACCUCCUGCUGUUUUUGGCUUUGGUCCAGUUCCCUCUUUUGAUAUGGCUUGGUAACAUCAGUGUUAACUGGCUUUUCUGAAAAGUUUUCUUUUCCAAUAAACGAUUUUUGUUGUGAAUUCUUCUUAUUGGUACUUGGUAGCAGAAGAUUGAACAUUCUUGACAUUGUAUGUGGUGAAGAAAAUGCUAUUCUUGAACAUUAUUGUAUUAGUCUCUUUCUAUUUAUGUUUUUCAACAUUGA
Molecule: messenger RNA, 1117 nt
Organism: Raphanus sativus (radish)
Lineage: Eukaryota; Viridiplantae; Streptophyta; Magnoliopsida; Brassicales; Brassicaceae
Exons: 5
Coding region: 143-958 (271 amino acids)
Biological process (GO): endoplasmic reticulum to Golgi vesicle-mediated transport
Cellular component (GO): endoplasmic reticulum membrane; endoplasmic reticulum-Golgi intermediate compartment; Golgi membrane
Source: RefSeq, a predicted model, not a curated record